AUGGCGGUCGAGGAACCUCCCAACCGAGGUUUUACACUCUAUUUGCGCCCAGUUCUGUCAGCACUGUCGAGGCAAAUUCUUACUACUCUUGAAAAUCAUCCAUGGACAUAUGAAACUACCUCAGAAGGCAAAAUCACUGUGGUCUAUGCGGAACCUGCCCAAGACCUAUGUGCUCUGAGUCGCGUGUCACAUCGGCUCCGGGAUGUCGCCCAACCUGUCUUAUAUCACGAAUUCCCUAAUUUUGAACACCGUGAGAGGCGAUUAGAGCCAUUCCUUGAUACUGUUACGUUCCGAACCGACCUGGCAAGGGCCGUCAAGGUCAUGGCUUGGAAUUCAAAUCUCGCAAACGAUUUAGAUAUCGUCCGGGCCCAAACGGGCUACCAUCAAGGACUCAAAGCUCUGGGAAUCGAUGAGAACCAACUUUGGCCUGAUGACGAAUGCGACAUGUUUCUUUCGCCAUCCGCCUUAAAAGUAUAUGGCGUCAAUAGUAUAAAGCUAAGGGAACUUCUGGCAACUGACCUCCCUCACGUAAUUCUUGACGUGGCACCAGAUCUGAAUCAUUUGGUAAUCGGACACUUUAAUCCACGCAAUAUUUACUCCCCUGGAUCGAGUAAGAAACCUAGAACGAUAGGCUACUUGAUGUCCGAGCAGGACUUCAAACUAGAGGAAGCAUCCCCUUACAGACUGGAUACCCGUGAUCUAGAGAAAAUCCUCACUUCUCGUGGUCAGCCUCUGCGGCGCUUUCGGUUUGAGACAUCCCGCAUCAAGACCAAAGUCGAUGUACCCCGCAUCUCAUUCAGCUAUCUUGACAACUUCUGCACGACUCUCGAAUCCCUUCAUCUGGAAUAUGAUGUUGACGCCCGUCUUUUCGGGUCUACAAUAAGAUCCCUGAAAAAGUUUACCAGCCUGAAAGAAAUCUUCAUCACCGCGAAUCUGAUCUAUUCUAUUCGAGAGGAUGAUGAUCCGACGAGAGAUGCGAAGUCUCUUGUCAACUUCUUGCCUGAUCAGAUUGAGAUCUUUACGGAAAUUGACUGGACUGCACCGCCUUUUGAGCACCAACCCCUUGCACGUGGGUUCGAUGGUUUGCUAGAUGCUAUGAUACAAGGGUCAUUUCCUAAAUUAAGACGCGUCAGGUUAGAAAGAUAUAUCGUCAAGUAG
Molecule: messenger RNA, 1158 nt
Organism: Fusarium fujikuroi IMI 58289
Lineage: Eukaryota; Fungi; Ascomycota; Sordariomycetes; Hypocreales; Nectriaceae
Exons: 4
Coding region: 1-1158 (385 amino acids)
Source: RefSeq, a predicted model, not a curated record